AUGACUCAAACAUUGGUAAGUACCGACUAAUAAACUACGGAAUAUAAAACACGUUUACAUUUAUAUGUUUUGACCGUCGGAUUUUAUUUUUCACAGGGAAUCGCUCACAUUGUCGGUUCGGCCGUGUACGGUUUGAACCCUGAGAAUUAUGAUGCUAUGUAUAGAAAAGUUAGAGCACUGCCAGUGACAAAAAGGAGUCACUUAAACGUCGUCGCCGGUGAAAUACACUCUAAAGUAAGAACGAUUAUAGAUGAUAAAUAUCGAACACGGAUAUUUUUAAACGUGUUCAAGAUCGUAAUGUCGCGUGUAUUACGUCCCGUUUAGGCUUUGGCACGUCCGAAAUAUAUCAAGUUGUAUGCGGCAAUGUGCGCUAGGUUGAUUAAGGACGGCUUUGACGGUGCGCGACCCGGUUCUGGGCCGGCAUUCCAAACUGCAUUGCUACCAAAAUGUUACGAUGAUCUUAAAAAAUGUUGCAAGAUAUCCGAGGUACCGACAGUGUUAUAAAGCAUUUAAGUAAAAGUAUAUCAGUGUAUUGGUAUUUCAAUUAUUUUCCAAGAAUUUAAUACGUAUUUUAAAAUACUGUUUAUUUAUAAAUAUUGGAAUAAAUUUUGAGUCUCAGUAUAAGUGUCUAAAAUAGUUUCCGCACAUAAUUUUCAAAAUUAUUUUUUACAACACCGGCCACUGGGUACCGACACAAAAUCUUAUAUUAAAUUCCGAUUCCCGUAUAAAAACUAUAUUAAAAAUACUCUAUAAUCUUCUUUUAGACGAGACAAUACUCGGAACGCCGGAUCAAUGAAUUCGUAACGAAUUGUCAGUAAGUUGUCAACAUUUAGAAAUAUAAUAUACACCGAGAAUGUUUUACAUUAUUUUCCAUAUUAUUUAUGUGUUUUGCCGUUUUAUAGGUUCAUAGGCGAACUUUUCAAAUUCGGAGUUUAUCCCAAAGAAAUAGUAUGGUCCUUUGUAAACGAUCUGGUGAAUGAACACAGUUGUGAAGUUCAAGUCCGAUGCUUGUGCGCCCUCUUGCCUUUGGUUGCACCGAAACUGUCGGAGGUAAAAUACGCAUUUGUAUAAAAAUUUAAAUAACAUAAUAAAUUGCGCACUCGAUAAUAACGUAUGUUAAAAUCAAUAAUCAAUAGACUUACUUCGUGACAAGGGAUAUGUUGUUGGAAAUGAUUAGCAAAAUAAACUCUAUAAGUACAAUAGAACCAGACGUGUUCGACGACGAAGAUGGCACUUCCGUUAUAACCGAGUACAGUGAAGAG
Messenger RNA from Cinara cedri, 1262 nucleotides. Lineage: Eukaryota; Metazoa; Arthropoda; Insecta; Hemiptera; Aphididae. The record is from the annotation of a GenBank genome assembly.